GAGAACAACCAGAUUUCUAAGAUUGAGAGUGUUUCUCCAAAGAACACUUUCUCUGGGAAUGACGGUGUCUCUGUGGUAGUUUUCCUACAUGAGAGUGAUAGUGUCUCUGAGACGUUUUUUUGCUCUGAGACUGACACCUCCUCUCCGACAAACCGUGUCUCUGUGAUGGACACUUUCUCUGAGAUUGACUCUGUCACUCAGAUUGAGGGUGUUGCUCCAGUGGACACUCUCUCUGAGACUGAUGAUGUCUCUCCAACUGAUGGUGUUCCUCCAAUGGACACCUUUCAUGAAACUGACGCUGUCUCUCAGAUUGAUGGUGUGCCUUCAACGGACACUGUCUCUGAGAUUGACGCAGUCUCUCAGAUUGACAGAGUUCCUGUGUUGGACACUUUUUCUGAGACCGAGGCUGACAAUGUCUCUCAGAUUGAUAGAGUUCCUAGUAUGGACACUUUCUCUGAGAUUGACUCUGUCACACAUUACAACCAAUACCCACCCAACACAAGUAAGAUGUACUUUUACUUUGAAUACCCCAAGAAGAAGGCCGACCCUGCAAACACAAGAAGACUGAUUCAGCGUUUCUCUGAAUAUCAAGGACUUGCAGUUGUUCUUGAUGAGGAAGAAGAUGCUAUAUUCAGAGCGAGUCCAGCUUUCAAAGUGCCCAAGACUGCCUCUGAGACUAACCAGAUUCCUCAGAUUGAGAGCGUUUCUGCAAAAGACACUUUCUCUGAGAUUGAAGUUGACUCUCAGAUUGACAGAGUUCCUGUGUUGGACACUUUCUCUGAAACUGACAACAUCUCUCCGGCUUGCUCUGCUUCAGAGGACUCCAGCAGCCUAACAGGAGAGAUAAAGCAUACAGAAGAUACUGACUUCAACAUCUUGUUAGCCACUGACUCCUACAAGGUUACACAUUACAACCAAUAUCCGCCCAACACUACUAAGACGUACUCUUACUUUGAGUGCCGUGAGAAGAAGGCCAAGCCCAACAAACCCAGGAAAAUCAGAUAUGACACAACGGUCUUCUAUGGGCUUCAGUAUGUUCUCCACAAGUACUUUAAAGGACAGGUCGUCACACUGGAGAAGAUUCAGGAAGCAAAGGAAGUGUACCGGGAACACUUUCGUGGUGACAUGUUCAAUGAGAAAGGAUGGAAUUACAUUCUGGAGAAGUACAACGGCCAUCUGCCCAUCGAGAUCAAGGCUGUGCCAGAGGGAAGUGUAAUCCCACGUGGAAAUGUGCUGUUCACUGUGGAAAACACAGAUGAUGAGUGCUACUGGCUGACUAACUGGAUAGAGACGAUUCUUCUGCAGAUCUGGUAUCCUAUCACUGUCGCGACCAACUCGCGAGAGCAAAAGAAGAUUCUGGCCAAAUAUUUGAUGGAAACCUCUGGAAGCCUGGAUGGGCUUGAAUAUAAGCUGCACGAUUUCGGCUACAGAGGAGUUUCAUCUCAAGAAACAGCUGGAAUUGGUGGAUCUGCACACUUAGUGAACUUCAGAGGAACAGACACCGUGGCUGGGAUCAGCCUCAUCAAGAAAUAUUACGGCACUAAAGAGCCAGUUGCUGGUUUCUCGGUGCCAGCCGCAGAGCACAGCACGAUCACAGCCUGGGGAAAGGACCACGAGAAGGACGCUUUCGAACACAUAGUCAAGAUGUUCCCAUCCGUCCCUGUAUCUGUAGUCAGUGACAGCUACGACAUCUACAACGCUUGCGAGAAAAUCUGGGGCGAAGAACUGAGGACGCUGGUGGAGAUGCGUAGUGCAGACGCCCCGCUGGUGGUCCGACCCGAUUCAGGAGACCCUCUAGAAACAGUUCUGAAGGUGCUCGAGAUCCUUGGAGAUAAGUUCCCUCCGCUCGAGAACUCCAAAGGCUAUAAGGUGCUGCCCCCCUACAUCAGAGUCAUCCAAGGGGAUGGCAUCGACAUCGACUCUUUACAGGACAUAUUGGAGGGCAUAAAAAAGCACGGAUGGAGCAUUGAGAACAUCGGCUUUGGUUCAGGAGGAGCUUUGCUGCAGAAACUGAACCGAGAUCUGCUCAGCUGCUGCUAUAAGUGCAGUUAUGCGGUGACGAACGGGGUGCCCAUAAACGUCUUUAAAGACCCCAUUGCAGACCCGACUAAAAAGUCAAAGAAAGGCCGGCUUUCCCUUCACAGGACACCCAGCGGAGGUCUGGUGACACUGGAAGAGGGAAGCAGCAGUCUGGAGGAGUAUGGAGAGGACUUGCUCCAGACUGUGUUUAGGAAUGGGAAGAUCAUAAAGACGUACACCUUCGAUGAGGUCAGAGAAAAUGCAGAGCUGAAGGAGAGUGAAUUGUGUCCCUCUGAGCAGUUACCAUCAUCCCCUUCUUCACCACAUUGCUCACAGACCUGAGCACACACACAACAUGCAGAAACAGGAACAUAACAACGUAAGGCCAUGAAAAACAGGACUCCACCGUUCCCAACCCUCUCCAACAUCCAGACUGCAGCUCUGCCUUUAGGUUUGUCCAGAGGAGAACUGGUCCCCCGACCGAGCCUGGUUUCUCCCAAGGUUUUUUCUCCACCUAAAUUGGGGGAGUUUGGUUCCUUGCCACUGUCGCCUCUGGCUUGCUUGGUUGGGGCUGGCAGAGCUGCACUUCGGUGGACUGGCCUUCAACAGUGACAUUUGUAUUAAAUAACAAUAUUAGCUAAAAAAUAAGUGUUUAGUAGAUAGAAAUGGACACACCAAGAGCCACACACACACACCAGUGUUUCCUCUUUCUCAAGUAAAUCCUGAGUGACAAAUCCCGGUUAAAAAAAACAAGCAGAUCAGAACAAAAUACAGCUGCUAUGUUGCACACAGGAUCAUUAAUAUGCACGCCCCAGACUGUAUUUGAUUGACCACAAUUCCUAGUGAGUUUACUGUUACAAACUCUAUUUUAAAAGUGCAUAUUUGGGGAGGGGUUAGGUAACAAAAAGGACACACAAAAAUCCUAUUCUCUAUUGAUUUAGAGCAGGGCUCCCCAAACUCGGUCCCAGAGACUCAGUCUCAACAGACCUACCUGGAAACUUCUAGUGUGACCAAGAAGAGCUUGAUUAGCUGGGUCAGUAGUGUCUAAUUGGGGUUGGAGCUAAACUCCAGGAUACCGGCCCUCCAGGACAGAGUUUGGGCACCUCUGAUUUAGAGGCAAAAAUCAUGUCCAAAAAAAACUACAACAGAAAGAAUAAAUAAGUUAAUUGAAUUAAUCAAAUAAACAAAGAGAUGAACAGACAGCAACAUGGCUCUUCAGCUGCGACUGGACAAGACAAACACAGAACCUUCAAUCUCAAGCCUUCGUCAAGAACACAGAAUACAGCAGAGCAUAACCGAAGAUUCAAUAAUACACACACUGGGAAAUUCCAAGUGAUACUCCUGUCAAAAUACACACACUAAAUAUUUCCCAAGCGACAGAACUUACUGUAUCAAGUGAAUCUGCACAGACCCCCUCCCCCUACAGAAUGGCUAAUAAAACUCACGAUUGGCCAUUUUCAGAUUAACUGGAAGCGUAGCAUUGCACUUUUCCUCAUUCAUAGUUUUCUGGAAGAAAGAACUGAGGAGUCAGAGUGGAACACGGGUGAUGUGAUACAGACCAUGCAGAAGUGUUAAACAGA
Danio aesculapii is the source of this 3599-nucleotide messenger RNA. It is a transcript of the gene nampt3.2, whose product is annotated as nicotinamide phosphoribosyltransferase 3, tandem duplicate 2. The record is from RefSeq and is a predicted model, not a curated record. Lineage: Eukaryota; Metazoa; Chordata; Actinopteri; Cypriniformes; Danionidae. Gene Ontology annotation, molecular function: nicotinamide phosphoribosyltransferase activity. Gene Ontology annotation, biological process: NAD+ biosynthetic process. The transcript is spliced from 4 exons. The coding region runs from base 166 to 2361 and encodes 731 amino acids.